AUGGCAACUCAAGUCCACGAAGCCUCAGACGAAGACAUGUACCGUCUCUUCGAGAUCUGCUCCCUAGCUUUUGCGCACAACGAACCCUUUUUCGACGCCUGCUGGCCACUCCACUGGACCGAAGCCGGUAGAAAACAAGGCGGCGAACGCUUCAAGGAGAUUAAUAACACGGAUCCUAACAACACUUUCCUCAAAGCCGUUGAUAGCACUGGCAACAUCAUCGGUAUGGCCAAGUGGAAUGUGUACACCGGCACGAUUCCGGACUUCGAGAAGCAGGAUCGGGAAAGGAAGGAUUACUGGGACGACCCGUUGGAGAAUCAGUAUGUGAAGGAGCUGCAAGAUGGCUUCGUGCAGGAAAGGAGGGCGGCGAUUGUAAGGAACAAGGGCCACGUGGUGUCGUUGGAUAUUCUGGCUAUUGAUCCUUCGAGCCAGAGGCAAGGCGCUGGCGGGUCGUUGGUGGGGUGGGGGCUGAAGAAAGCGGACGAGAUGGGGGUGAACACUGUGGUUGAGAGCUCGGUGUUUGGGAAGGGGCUGUACGUGAAGAAUGGGUUUGUGUUCAAAAAGGAUGUUGAGCUGGAGGUGUCGGAGCGGUUUGCAGAUAGACCUAAGUCGCGCUUUGCCUGGCUUGAACGUCCUAAGCGAGCGUGA
Messenger RNA from Saxophila tyrrhenica, 648 nucleotides. RefSeq lists its product as uncharacterized. Lineage: Eukaryota; Fungi; Ascomycota; Dothideomycetes; Mycosphaerellales; Extremaceae. Gene Ontology annotation, molecular function: acyltransferase activity, transferring groups other than amino-acyl groups. Bases 1 to 648 code for a protein of 215 amino acids. The record is from RefSeq and is a predicted model, not a curated record. The transcript has 2 exons.